Ilex paraguariensis (yerba mate) is the source of this 339-nucleotide messenger RNA. Lineage: Eukaryota; Viridiplantae; Streptophyta; Magnoliopsida; Aquifoliales; Aquifoliaceae. The record is from the annotation of a GenBank genome assembly.
AUGGCUAGGCGUUUAAUCCCUUCUCUGAACCGCGUUUUGGUUGAGAAAAUCAUCCCUCCAUCAAAGACCAAUGCUGGAAUUUUACUCCCAGAGAAGACCACCAAGUUCGUAGUUAUGGUUCUGGUUUCAUUUCAUAACUUUGAACUGUGUUUUAGUUAUUUUACUUCUUCUCUCAUGCUUUCUGAUGAAAUAAUGCUAAACUCUGGAAAAGUUGUUGCCGUUGGUCCUGGGCUUCGUGAUCGGGAGGGGAAGGUUAUUCCUGUUUCUGUGAAGGAAGGAGAUACCGUUCUGUUACCUGAAUAUGGAGGAACUGAAGUGAAGCUUGCUGAUAAAGAGUAA